Messenger RNA from Coffea arabica (coffee), 3513 nucleotides. RefSeq lists its product as uncharacterized. The record is from RefSeq and is a predicted model, not a curated record. Lineage: Eukaryota; Viridiplantae; Streptophyta; Magnoliopsida; Gentianales; Rubiaceae.
AUGGCAGAGCUUUGCUUGGUGGCUUCACAUGGCUCCCAUCCUGGGCUAUUUGUCCAUCCAACUGAACAAGGAGGCUUAGGCAGGGUUGCUACACUGUUAGUUGUCAAGUGGAUAAGAGGGUUAUCAAACUUUCCUGACAAACACUGGAUCCUAUCAGGGUUCUUUGCAGCCAUGGUAUUACAAACCAAGGCUGCAUUGGACAGAGGAUCAAUCAGAAGCAGUGGGCAAAUCCCAAACAGAAAGAACUUUGAUCUGAUCCCAAGCUUCGAAUGCUGGCUUGAGAACUGCUCUGUGUCCUUCAAUUUUGGCCGAAGCCGAAGACCAGAACAAGUUCUCUUUUCAUUAAAUGGUGAAGGGUGGCAAAAUAUGAAUGACAUUAAAGAUAAGCUGAGCACAGCUUAUAAGGAGGAAGAGCAUUUUUGGAGACAAAAGUCGAGAAUUAGUUGGCUUAGGGAGGGGGAUAAAAAUACCAAGUUUUUUCACACCUAUGUCAAGGGUAGAAGAGUGCACAAUAGAAUCAGAAACUUGCAGCGUAAUGAUAGCUCUUGGACUAGCAGUGAGGAUGAGGUCGUGAAGGAAAUUUCUGAUUACUUUAAGGAUCUUUUUAGUAGUGGUGGGAGAGGUGACAUGUCUGAUAUUCUAGAUGGUAUUCCUAACUCCAUUACUCAGGAUAUGAAUAAUAAUCUGACUAAGGUAGUUGAGGAAAAAGAAAUUCAUGAUGCUCUCUUUUCCAUGAAUUCCGAAAAAUCUCCAGGACAAGAUGGGAUGACCCCUCUAUUUUUCCAGAGAUUUUGGAGCAUCAUCAAAAAAGACAUUAUCCCAGCGAUCCAAGCUUUCUUCACUUCAGGCUUCAUGCUCAAAUCUAUCAACCAUACAGUCAUAUCUCUGAUACCCAAAAUCCAGAAUCCUAUCAGCUUAAAGCAUUUCAGGCCUAUCAGUCUUUGUAGUGUGCUUUAUAAAAUCAUUUCAAAAAUCUUGGCUAAUAGACUAAAGGUUGUCCUGCACAAGUGCAUUAGCAAGACUCAAUCAGCUUUUAUCCCAGGUAGACAAAUCUUAGAUAAUGUAAUGGUUGCUCAUGAAUACAUGCAUUACUUGAAAAACAAAAGACAGGGGAAAAAUGGAUACAUGGCCGUUAAGCUUGACAUGGCAAAGGCUUAUGAUAGGGUGGAGUGGCAAUUUUUGCUGGCUAUGAUGAGCAAAAUGGGCUUCUGUACUAAAUGGAUUGAAUGGAUAACUGGCUGCCUAACAACAGUCAGUUAUUCCUUCAAUUGUAAUGGAGAAGUGAAAGGUUAUGUUUCACCAGGGAGAGGUAUUCGUCAAGGAGAUCCAUUGUCACCAUACCUGUUUUUAAUAUGUUCUGAGGGAUUCUCCAAUCUGUUAAGGCAAGCUGAAGAAAGCAAGAGGAUCACAGGCUUGAAAAUCAGCAGGCAAGGUCCUCAACUUACCCAUCUUUUCUUUGCUGAUGAUUCGCUUAUCUUUUGCAAAGCAAAUAAGGAAGAGGCAGCUGAAUUGAUGAAAGUCUUAAAAGUCUAUGAAGGAGCCUCAGGACAGCUGAUCAACUUCGACAAAUCUGCAGUUUUCUUUAGUAAAAAUCUGGAAGAGGUACAAAGAGGAAUGAUCUGCCAAGCCUUGGGAGGGAUGGUGGAAGCUAAGCAAGGUAAGUACUUGGGUCUUCCUAUGGUGAUUUCCAGAACAAAGAAUCAGAUUUUUGGUUUUAUUAGAGAAAACAUCAAGUGCAAGCUUCAGAAUUGGAAAAAUAAAUUUUUGAGCUUAGCUGGAAAAGAGGUCAUGCUGAAGGCAGUUGCAAUGGCCAUGCCUACGUACGUUAUGUCUUGCUUUAAGCUGCCCAGAUCACUCUACAAAGAAAUUAGCACCAUGAUGUCCAAUUUCUGGUGGGGUGGAUCUGAGGGAAGGAACAACAUGCACUGGAUCUCUUGGGACAAAAUGGUAGUACACAAGAACAUAGGCGGCCUUGGGUUCAAGGAUCUGGAAGCUUUCAACAAAGCACUUUUGGGUAAGCAGUUAUGGAGAAUAUUAACCAGCCCAAAUCUCCUGGUCAGCAAGGUUUUAAAAUCCAAGUAUUUCCCUCAGGAAUCCAUACUACAAUGCACCCUCCCUAAAAAUGCAUCAUGGAUUUGGCAAGGAUUGCUGGGAGCAAGAAGCUUAAUAGAGGAAGGCCUGAUUAGGAGGAUUGGAAAUGGUAGAAACACGAAAAUCUGGGACCAUAAAUGGUUACCAGAGACACCUACGGGGAAGCUUUCAACAUGCAGAACAAGUAACUGUGAGUUAAAGAUGGUUGAUGAGUUAAUUUGCCAGCAGAGAUGGAACAGAAAUGUUAUCUUCAGAUACUUCAACAAAGAAGACGCUGAGCAGAUUCUCCGUAUCCCCCUAAGCUUAUCAGGGAAGGAAGAUAGCUUCUACUGGAAACCAAAAGCUGGAGGGGAAUACACAGUCGACUCAGGAUACAAGCUGUUGAUGGAAAAAAGCAUGAGCAGAAGAAGGUGCAAUCAGGAGGGAGCUGGAACAAGCAUCUCAGAAGGAAGCCAGCAAAUGGUUCAGAUGUGGAAUACUUUAUGGAAGCUCAACAUCAAGCAUAAAAUCAAGCAUUUCAUCUGGAAGUGCAUUAAACGAGCAGUACCAGUCAGGGAGGCAGUGAGAAAGCGAACAGGAAUAGGGGACCCUAUCUGCUCAACCUGCGGUGAAGCUCCAGAAACCAUAGAACAUAUGCUACUCAACUGUCCACAUGCACUGGAAGUAUGGAAAUCAGCCCCCAUACAGUGGAAUGGAGCAAAUGAUCAGAGGGGUGAUUUCAUGAGAUGGUGGACGAGAGUUACAGAAGCAAGAACUAGACAGGAAGGUAAGGAGCAUAUUGGCUUGACAGCAAACAUAUUAUGGCAGGUAUGGAAAGAUAGGAACAAGAGGGAAUAUGAGAACUCAAGUAGAUUAGCUCCAUUGAGAUUAGUAGAACGGGCGCACAAAGAAUGGAUGGAACAAGGGGCUGAACAUCAGCAGGGGGAUAAAAAGAGUGCAGAAGAAACAGUACAUACCAAUGAUCUCCAAGGACAGAGCAAUGGAAAUGAAGGGGCCUUAAUCAUACGAGUGGCAACAGUAAAGAAACAAGGGCAAAACGUUUUUGGCAUAGGAGUCACAGUAAAGAAUGUGGCAAACUCUAAAAUUGCAGAUUGGAUGCUGACAGAGAGAAGUUUGGGGAACAACAUAUUAGACGCAGCUCUGGCAGUAAAAUUGGUUCUAUGCAAAGCUGUUCAACAGCAGUGGAGGGAGGUACGUCUCAAUUUCUGCAACAAAGAACUAUGGAAACAGCUAACACAGCAACGGCCAACAGAUAGUAAGAUGGCUACAUUGCUGGAGGAUAUUCUAAGUCUGAAGAGACUGUUUUGUAUGUGCUCUUUUGGCUUGGAAAGUGAGGAAAAUAUGUUAGACAGUAGACUACUGAGUGCAGAUGCUUUAAGCAUAAUUGUGGAUGAGGAAAGAUAUUUCCUCAGUGUUCGCUGA